Molecule: messenger RNA, 2681 nt
Organism: Mauremys mutica (yellowpond turtle)
Lineage: Eukaryota; Metazoa; Chordata; Testudines; Geoemydidae
Product: holocytochrome c-type synthase
Exons: 7
Coding region: 238-1059 (273 amino acids)
Biological process (GO): cytochrome c-heme linkage
Cellular component (GO): mitochondrion
Molecular function (GO): holocytochrome-c synthase activity
Source: RefSeq, a predicted model, not a curated record
AGGAAAUAGCAUAAAAUUCAGUUCACACUCUGUUACAAGUAUUAAUUAGUUCAUUCAGGUCUAAAAAGAACAGCAAAAGGAAUUAUUUUUGUCACCAGAUUUGGUACAUGUGGCAGUAUACACAGAGGAAACAGAUGGCUUGCCUAAGGAGAUGCUAUUUUUAAAGAUACUCUUCAGAGUAUACCCACAGAUGUACAAUUUUUUCUCUUCAAAUCCAAUCUAAAAUUAGAAGUUGUGAUGGGUUUGUCUGCUUCAUCUCCAUCGGUUGCCGUUCAGUCAGCAAAUGUAUCUGUACACCCUCAGACAGCAUCUCCACCUUCAGAAUGUCCCAUGCAUCAGGAAAAAAUGGAAGGUUGUCCAAUGCACAUGAGAUCUCCUGACCAAGGUGCUGAGAACCAAAAUAAUAAUGUUCCUGCACAUCAAGAACGAGCAUAUGAAUAUCUGGAGUGUCCUAUGAAAUCUAGUACAUCUCAAAUGAAAGAUGACAUAGAUUCUAGAAAUAUGAUGCCACCACCUAAUCAAAUGCCAUCCCUGAAUCAACCAUUUCCACUAUCAACUAUCAGAGAAGAGUCUUCUAUUCCUAGAGCGCAUUCAGAACAAAAAUGGGUUUAUCCGUCAGAGCAAAUGUUUUGGAAUGCUAUGCUAAGGAAAGGAUGGAGGUGGAAAGAUGAUGACAUAAACCCCAAAGAUAUGAGUAAUAUUAUCAAGAUUCACAAUCAGAACAAUGAGCAGGCUUGGAAAGAGAUUUUAAAGUGGGAAGCUCUUCAUGCUGCGGAAUGCCCAUGUGGACCAUCGUUGAUCCGGUUUGGAGGUAAAGCUAAGGAGUAUUCACCCAGAGCCAGAAUACGCUCAUGGAUGGGAUAUGAACUUCCUUUUGACAGACAUGAUUGGAUUAUUGAUCGUUGUGGGAAGGAAGUCAGAUAUGUUAUUGAUUAUUAUGAUGGUGGUGAAGUAGAUAAGAAUUAUCAGUUCACCAUCUUGGAUGUCCGUCCUGCAUUUGAUUCUCUCUCUGCUGUGUGGGACAGAAUGAAAGUAGCUUGGUGGCGUUGGACUUCAUAACUACACUGAAACUGUAUUUUCUCAAAUUGAAGAUGAGCUGCCAUUUGAACUUUAAAUAAAGAUCAUAGUAACUGUGCUUAUCUUCAUUAACCAACAGUGUCCUUAUCUCUGGGGGGAAACACUAUGCAGUUUGUAUGUACAGAUACUUUAUACCAUCUAUAAUUUAAAAGUAAAGUACAUGCUUUUCUCUUUCUAGGUUUAUUUCAGUGUUCAAGUUCCCUCAUAGCUGGAAAAUCUUGUGUGUACUUUAGUCAAUUAAAUCUAAACUACAUAAGAUUAGUGACUCUCACAAAGUGCCAGGCACAAUGGAGCCUGACCCUGAUUGAGCCUUUAGGCACUACUACAAUAUAGAUAACAAAAGUGGGAGUUUUGUAAAUAGUUUUUAUUUGGUCAUUAAAAGUGGUACAUGGAUACCAUGAUCGUGGGUGUGGUGUAAAAGUCUAGGUAGAUAAUUUAUUGUUGCAAACUAAUUUAUAUAUAGUCCAUAUCUAAAUCUGAGAUUAUUUCAGUUGGACUAACCUGUUUAAAUAAAAAAUAUGGCAUGUGAAUAUUUUUAAAGGUAUGUUAAACUGAAACUAAUGUAGGAAGAGUUGUGCCAUUAUUUUCAACAGACUUUUUCUAAAAGAAAAGCAAUUAAUAAUUUGAAACAGUGUGAUGGUUACUUUUUCUUUUAAAAUGACGCUUCUGUAUUGUAUUCCAAAAAGCAGGAAAUAAAAUGGACAUUUCAGAGUAGUUCAGUUUCAUUUUUGAAGUUAUGAAAAAUCCAUAGUGUUUGAGUUAAUUGAAUAUAUAUUUAAAAGCCUAUUGUCUUCAGUGGGUGUUACAUGGACACAGUGAAAAGCAGAAUUAAGUCUUGUGUAUGAAAUUUUAAUUUUUGUGGCAAGUAACUGCCUCUCAAAGAAAAGAUGAUAAUUGGACAGUGUUCAGUUUUCACACAUUUUGUGGAAUAUAGUGUUAAAUUUAAAAUUUCUAGGCAGUGUUUUGCAGAUUUGGUAGACAGUAAAUUACUGUAUGCUGAAAUGUGUUGUCAUGUAAAAGGUAUACAUGUAGAGUAUCAGAAAUGUUAAGCUAUUGAUUUGACUUGCUGUUCUUGCUAUCAUAACAUAGAUAUUUAAAAUUACUUAUUGCAUAUAGUGUAGCAAUUUGAACAAUCUUACAUGUGUAUAAUAAGGGAAAUUACUUUGUAAUAGUUUUCUAACUUGAUAUUCCCUGUAAAUCAUACUUCAGGGUUCUGUGGCACCAGGAGCUCAGUGUGAAGCUUAAAUUAAUCCUCCCUUCCCUCCUAUGUCUAUUCUUGAGACUGAUCCAUCCAUGCAUGUUACUUUGGAUUUGGUAGGAGUAAAUGAAUACUGUAUUCUACUCCUUCUAGUGGGAAAUUUCUCCAAUAUGUACAUAAUCCUAACUUUUGGAUGAAGGGCUGUGUGUAAUUGGAUUUAUAUAGGGAACUACCUUCAGAGAGCUGCUUUGCAAUAAACUGACUUUCACUUCAUGAGGAAGUAAUCUCAUAUAGCUCCUACUUUGAAGGUUGUUGUGGAGACCACCUUUCUUGUCCAGAGGAAAAAUUCCCCCUUCAGAGGUUUCCAGAAAGUAUUGCAUAGCCUAAAGUCUAACAUUACUGAGGU